Ceratina calcarata is the source of this 345-nucleotide messenger RNA. RefSeq names its product putative small nuclear ribonucleoprotein Sm D2. Gene Ontology annotation, molecular function: RNA binding. Lineage: Eukaryota; Metazoa; Arthropoda; Insecta; Hymenoptera; Apidae. Gene Ontology annotation, cellular component: small nuclear ribonucleoprotein complex. The record is from RefSeq and is a predicted model, not a curated record. The transcript has a single exon. Gene Ontology annotation, biological process: RNA splicing. The annotation marks the transcript as partial.
UGUUUUAGGUCUUCAUUGACUAAACCGAAGUCUGAAAUGACACCUGAAGAAUUGGCAAAAAGAGAAGAAGAAGAAUUCAAUACUGGACCACUUUCAGUAUUAACUCAAUCUGUAAAAAAUAACACACAAGUCUUAAUCAAUUGUAGAAAUAACAAGAAAUUGUUAGGAAGAGUAAAAGCAUUUGACAGACAUUGUAACAUGGUUUUAGAAAAUGUGAAAGAAAUGUGGACUGAAUUACCACGUACUGGGAAAGGAAAGAAAAAGGUAAUAGUGAAAAUAUUUCUAAAUAAACGUAAUGAAAUUAGAUAGAUAAUUAGAUAAUUAAAAUUCUACUUUUACAUAGGC